Dacryopinax primogenitus is the source of this 1518-nucleotide messenger RNA. Its product is annotated as ClpP/crotonase. Gene Ontology annotation, biological process: L-valine catabolic process. The transcript has 7 exons. The record is from RefSeq and is a predicted model, not a curated record. Bases 83 to 1483 code for a protein of 466 amino acids. Gene Ontology annotation, molecular function: 3-hydroxyisobutyryl-CoA hydrolase activity. NCBI's taxonomy places the organism in Eukaryota, Fungi, Basidiomycota, Dacrymycetes, Dacrymycetales, Dacrymycetaceae. Gene Ontology annotation, cellular component: mitochondrion.
CCCCGCAGCAGCAGCAGCACGAACAAGGCUGCAGGCAGUUCAGCGCGCACUAGCGAGCACUUCUGCGCCUCCGCAAGGCAAGAUGGCCGCUGCGAUGACCCCGAGCAAGUUUGACGCUUUGCAGGAAGUGCCGGUACUGUUCGAAGAACACCAGUUUACACGCACGUAUGUUAUGAACCGCCCAAAGGCGCUCAAUGCGCUCAAUGAGGAGAUGAUAGACCUCAUGCGGCCGAAGCUAGAUCUAUGGAACUAUACCCCGGGAUGCAAGAUUAUCAUUGGGACUGGGAAGGGAAGAGCAUUCUGUGCAGGGGGGGAUGUACGAGCGGUCGUCAAACAUGCCAGCGAGGGGGACGCGAGCACCCGCGCCAAGGCAGCCGAGUAUUUCAGAAAAGAGUUUGAGCUUGAUUAUCUGCUUGCCAACCUCCGAAAGCCCUAUGUCGCCGUCCUCGAUGGGAUCACUAUGGGUGGCGGGCUCGGACUCUCCGUCCACGCACCAUUUCGUGUCGCCACGGAGAACGCGCAGUUCGCCAUGCCAGAAACUAAGAUCGGGUAUGCCCCGGACGUAGGGGCGACGUACUUCCUCCCAAAGCUCGAUGGGUGCAUUGGGGCUUAUCUUGCACUUACAGGGAAUACGAUCAAGGGCCGGGAGGUGUAUGAGCUGGGGCUGGCGACACAUUUCGUCCCUUCGGAGCGGAUCCCCAAGCUGUUGGAAAGGCUCGCGCAGCUCAACCCGCCCGAUUUUGACGCUGUCAAUGCCGCUAUAGAAGAGUACGCCGCGGAUGACUACUCCGCUCUCUCGACCGACUUGGUAGGUGAGAAGCGCCGGAUGCUGGACAAAGUCUUCGGGCAAGAGACAGUGGAACUUAUCGUCGAAGAACUCCGGGGAUUGAGGAAGCGCGAGGACUCGAUAGCCGCGUGGGCAGUGACGACGCUCGAGGAGCUCGAGCUGAGGAGCCCGACGGCGCUCAAGGUGGCCCUCGAGGCGUAUCGUGCUGGAAAGGGAGGUUUGACGCUGAGAGAAGCGCUGCUCGUUGAACUGCGGUUUGCCACCGCUUUCUGCAAUGGCGCAAGCCCCGACUUCAUCACUGGUGUCAAAGCCGUCCUUGAGGACAAGAUCAAAGGCCGCCCCACAUGGGAACCAUCAACACUCAAAGAGGUCACCGCUGACGACAUCUGGACGCGCUUUUUCUCCCCCACAUCCCCCUUCACAAAAACGAUGCCCAAAAUGGACCUUGAUUUCGUUGAGCCCCUCAACCCGCCGAGGGACGUGAUGCACUUUGCCCUACCCUCGGAGAAGGAGAUUGGGCGCGUUAUUAGAGGGGAGGAGAAGGACAGCGGGGCGUUUGCCGUCACGGCCGAGGAUGUGGUCAGGUGGUUUGCGGAUAAGAGCCCUGGAAAACCGGGUGUUGCGGCGAAGGUUAGGGAAGUGCUGGAGAGAAAGGCGAGAACAAAGAAAGACGGAUACUUGCAGUGGAUCCAUUGAGUAAUGUAUCACCGACGAGUGGCAAUGAAUUUGUU